Messenger RNA from Gryllus bimaculatus (two-spotted cricket), 2445 nucleotides. Lineage: Eukaryota; Metazoa; Arthropoda; Insecta; Orthoptera; Gryllidae. The record is from the annotation of a GenBank genome assembly.
AUGUAUACCACAAGAUCUGCAGUGUUGGUGAAUGGAGUUACGUUUCCUGUUUACGCACAUUAUUCAUUGCCAGCCGCCCCUUCCACGCGCCUGCGCCGUUGCAUCCGUCAUCUGAUCCGCCGACGUGGAAGGAGUUGGCGGAAGAGGGCAGCGUCGGUGGGGGGUGUAGGCGGAGGUGCGGAGGUGUGUAGGCGGAGGAUGUGUAGGCGGAGGUGUAAGGCGGAGGUGUGUAGGCGGAGGCGGACGGUGUGUAGGCGGAGUGUACGGCGGCGGCGGAGGCGGAAGGUUGUAGGCGGAGCCUCCGCACUCGGUUUGCCGCCUCCCUGCGCCAGCCCGCGCGCCGGUGGCAGCCGGCGCCUGGGUUUUCGUGGGCGGGGAGCCCGGCGCCACGGGGUGGCCACACCUCUCAACGCUCUUUCCUUCGCAAGGAGCCACACCGGGCGCGGCGGCGGUCGUGUACCCUGCAUCGAGAAGCGCCGCCGGAAAGGAGCCCCCGUGGACUGCGGAAAACGCGACGCACCCUGCGCGGGCCAUGCGCCGCGGUUGUUAGUGCAGCACGAACGCGAUCAUACCGCGGUGCGCGCCCGGGUGCGAAGCCGACGCGGCGGCGUUGGCGGGGCGGGGCGGGCCGGGGGCCGGAGGCGGUGGCGGGUGGCGGAAGCGGGGCGGCUGGCAAAGGUGGAUAUUAGCAGCGCGCCGCCCGUCGGCCGCCGCCGCCCCCCAAGGCAGAGCCGCCGCGACGCCGCCGAUUCUUGGAUGCGGUCCGCCGUCAGGCCGCCGCCGCCGCGCCGUCCACUCGCAAGGCUCGCCGACGACGUGCUGCCCAGCAUCAGCCUUCUCCUUCUUCGCCGAGGCCGAGCAGAUCCUGUCCUCCACGAUGACUGUCGCAUAAGGCAGAGCCCCCGGAGGGCGGCCGGCGACCAGCAGCCCGAAGAAGCAUCCCCUCCGCCGCCGCCGCCGCCGCCGCCGGCGCCGCCGCCGCGACCACCGCGACGCAAGGAAGCGCCCGCGUCGAACAGGAAGCGACGCCGCAAUCUCAACCGGCGCCGACCCUCAAGGCGACGCCGCGUACCGCCAGCGACGCGCCUCACAGCGUCGCUCCACGCACCGAACCUCUACGUCCCCGGCGCCCCUCGCUCGUCUGCCGACGACGCCGACGGCAUCUAUAUACUCCUCGCGCAUCUUACCCCUUUAUAUCGCCGCUCCGUCGGCCAUGCGGGGCGCGUAAUUUCGGAGGAUUGCAGAGAAAAUAGCGCGCCCGCGUGUGCGCGGCCGUGGGCCGUGGCCGCGCCGGCGCUAGCGCUUGGCGGCGAGGCGGCUGCGGAGCCGAGGCUGGCGGCUGGCCAGCCCGCGGCCGCGCGCCCCACGCCUCAUCUGCUCCGCCUCACUCCCCCUUUUCACGCCUCUGCCAACAAAUCUGAGAACGCCGCAUCUUCAACUGGGCCAUCUCGGCGCGCGUGUUCUUUGGAUGAAAUCUCUCCAGCGCGUGCCAGGGGGCCUUGGCGCGGCGGCCAGGUGCCGGUGGCGUCGGCGGCGCGGGCGCAAACGCCGGUGUGGAGACGCGCUGUUCGUAAUUUGGCGUCCGUGCCAGGGACUCGACGCCGGUCGCCGACGCGACACCGCGCCGCGCCGCGUUCCGGGGCUGGAGCAGCGCUGCCCGACCGCGGACGCCUAGCAGCCGGGGCGGUUUACGGCCCCUCGGAGUUAGGAGCACCGCGGCACGAUGACGACGACGACGACGACGACGACGGUGAUAAAACGCCCGGCGCGGAGCGGACGGCUCCAUUAGCUGCGGGCGACCCAACAGGUGGGUGCUAUUCGACGGUAAUCCACGGAGGAGAAACGAUAUGUCGUAAAAUAAAGGAACAUCCGCUUAACGCCGUUCGAUCAAAUGCGCCGUCAGUAACCGCACACUAUCAACUGCGCGGUGAGCGGGGCCUGUGGGUUCCCGGCGAGCGGUACGCGGCGAUGGCAUGGCGCGGGGCGGCGCGGGGCGGGGCGGUGCCCGGGCCCCAGCUCGCACGCCCUCCCCCUCCUCGUUGCGCGGAGGGGCCGCGCUCUCGCGGGGGCAGACGCGUCGGCGCGAGAGGCCGUGACGGCGAACGGGCCCGCGGCCAAAGCGGUAGUAGCUGUUGUGACAAUUGUGAAGGUGGGCAGAUUAGAAUGGGGGCGGGGCGAUGGAGCACAGGAGGCGGUAGUAGCUGCUGUGACAUUUGCGUAGGGCAGCGAUUACCGACGGAGAUGGCAGUAGUAGCAAGUGCCGAGGGAUUGGUUGACGUUGAUGGUGUGUGUGGAGGGCAGCGAUUACCACUAACGAUUGCCGACAACUGCAGGGGACAAGACGAUGACUAUCACUCAGGGGAGGGGGAGCGAUUUCCACCAGAGACAGCUGGCGAUGUCGUAGAACUAGAAGAGAGAUCGGUGGCGGUGGCACAAUUACCAUAA